UACGCAGCUGCAUUCACGCGUCUUUCCGCUCUUUCGGUACUUGUUGUGUUGCUUUGAAAAUUGCUCCUAUGUGAAUGAACAAUGCCAAAGGUGCGUAGAAGUAAAAAACCACCACCGGAUGGUUGGGAGCUGAUCGAGCCAACGUUAGAAGAAUUGGAACAGAAAAUGCGAGAAGCUGAAACGGAACCACACGAAGGCAAACGAAAACAGGAAUCUUUAUGGCCGAUAUUUAAAAUUCAUCACCAAAAAUCACGAUACAUAUACGAUUUGUAUUAUAGGCGGAAAGCUAUAAGUCGCGAAUUGUACGACUAUUGCCUCAACGAGAAUAUCGCCGAUAAGAACUUGAUAGCCAAGUGGAAAAAAGUGGGCUAUGAAAAUUUGUGCUGUUUACGUUGUAUACAAACCAGAGACACUAAUUUUGGUACAAAUUGUAUUUGUCGAGUACCCAAAGGCAAACUGGAAGAAGGAAGAAUAGUGGAGUGUAUUCAUUGCGGUUGCAGAGGAUGUUCCGGAUAACGUUUAGCACUUAAGAUAACAGUCGUG
Messenger RNA from Habropoda laboriosa, 543 nucleotides. RefSeq names its product protein BUD31 homolog (gene l(1)10Bb). The record is from RefSeq and is a predicted model, not a curated record. The transcript is spliced from 3 exons. Bases 82 to 516 code for a protein of 144 amino acids. Lineage: Eukaryota; Metazoa; Arthropoda; Insecta; Hymenoptera; Apidae. Gene Ontology annotation, cellular component: nucleus; spliceosomal complex. Gene Ontology annotation, biological process: mRNA splicing, via spliceosome.